AUGGGAUAUGACAAUGUGUCAAAGAGUGUCUUUAAGUCUCAUUCUGGAGGACACUAUCACAUUAUUGAGCUUGUCAAGACUGAGCCCAGAAAGAAGGCUCAUACCUACUCCCACUGCAAGCCAAUUAUGUACCCUAGUUCCAAGAACUUAGAGUACAAUCACAGACAAGAUCCACAGCCAUCAGGCAUUUUCUCUGAAGGCAAGCAUUUCCAUUCAUGUGCCUUCCUGGAAACAGUCAAACAAAUCUACAAGCAAAUCUUCCUCUGGCCAUCUGGUAAGAGCCCUGCCCUUGAGCAGGAAGCAUUCAUGAUGAUACUGUUGGACCAGUCAAUGACACUCAAAUCAGAGACUUUCCUAUUCAAGUUGUAUGAGGAGCUCAAGAUUGACAAAAUAAUACUGGAUGUGUUGCUCACUGUGCACAAUAAUGUCAAGUGCCUUCACAUCGAGUACCUCCAGGAGCACUAG
This is a messenger RNA of Suillus fuscotomentosus, 465 nucleotides long. RefSeq lists its product as uncharacterized. NCBI's taxonomy places the organism in Eukaryota, Fungi, Basidiomycota, Agaricomycetes, Boletales, Suillaceae. The transcript has 4 exons. Bases 1 to 465 code for a protein of 154 amino acids. The record is from RefSeq and is a predicted model, not a curated record.